AUUGAUAAAGCUCACAAAAUUAAAGGCAAACAUCAUCAAAGACAAGUAGCUAGAGAAAUGUCACUGAUACGAGUUUGUGAGAUGGAGUAUAAGCUUUCCGUUCCAAAAGAACGAUUCUGGGACCGUUUUGUCCUCAAUGAGACUGCCAUGUGUAAUCAUAGAAAACGUAGAGACGACAUUCAGCCAUCUGACUGGACUCAAAUGGAAAUUGAGUCAGUGGAUCAGACGAAAACCAUGAAGGAACGGUUCGUCAAACCUGAAUUCGUUCAAGGCUAUAAGUUGAUUGCAGCAACUACAAAAGUUAUUGACGACGAGCCCAGUGGCUUGAAUUGCCUCAUAUACAUCACUACGGAGUACGAAAAGAGUGGCCUUGAGAUCAAAGACCUUGAAGAAGUCCAACUCCUUGAUCAGGGGAAUAUUAAGGUAAUGGCACUCCUUGAGGGGAAUCUUAAGAUAAUGGCUCAUCAUUGCCGUGCUCGUGUUGGUGGCGGUUAUCCCAUGCCAGUGCGUCUUAGAUGAUGGCACCGGCCCGUUAAAUCAAUCCAUGCCAUAAUCGAAGGAGGGUUCAUCUCUUUUAUACCUAGAGUUUAUAGAAGAUGAAAUAAAUAAAUUGAACCCGCCCCCAAUAUAUAUAUAUAUAUAUAUAUAUAUGUGUGAGUAUUGUAUCCUCUAGGGUCAUGUCCCUAUGACUUGAAUCAUCUCUAAAUAAAGUUGCUACGUAUUAUAUGCAUGAGUGUUUCAAACUAUUAAAUAAAUCCACAAUU
Camelina sativa (false flax) is the source of this 764-nucleotide messenger RNA. RefSeq lists its product as uncharacterized. Lineage: Eukaryota; Viridiplantae; Streptophyta; Magnoliopsida; Brassicales; Brassicaceae. The record is from RefSeq and is a predicted model, not a curated record.